AUGAGUAACCAUGGAUUAGCUCCUCCAACCGGCAUGCUGAGUCUGAUUGCUGGUGCUGCAGUCAUUGCCAUAGGCCUAUGGACCUUAAUGGAGAAAACCAGUUACAUUACCUUCCUUGCAAACAGUACUCUUUCAGUAUCUGCAUACAUUCUGAUGAUUGCUGGAGUUGUAGUCAUGGUGACGGGUUUCCUCGGCUGCUGCGCAAUGAUUCGAGAAAACAAAACCUGCCUCUUGCUGUAUCUGUCAAUUCUGAUUUCAGUCUAUGCGGCAGAACUUGCAGCUGGUGUUCUGGCAUACAUAUACUAUGACACAAUAAGUGAAGAACUUAAAGAAAGUCUUAAUGAUACAAUUAUAAAUAAUUAUGCUCAGGCUGGGAUGGAAGAGACAACGUUUGCCAUUGAUCAUCUACAACAAGACUUUAGGUGCUGUGGCAGCAAAAGUUAUGAAGAUUGGAGUUACAGUUUAUAUAUUAAUACAUCUGUUGCAAGUGGCCGAAAGGUCCCAGACAGUUGCUGUAAAACGAUGACUUUAAACUGCGGAAUACGGGACCACCCCUCUAAUAUAUACAAAGUAGAGGGAGGAUGUAUUGCCACACUGGAAGAAUUUCUACAAAAGCACCUUUUGCUUAUUGGGGCGGUGUCUAUAGGCAUUGCAUGUUUUCAGCUGACUGGGGUAACGCUGAGCGCCUGUUUCCUGGUUAUUCUCUAUAAGGAAGAAAAGGAGGACCUGUAUAAUACUAUAUAAAUAGACAUGCACUGUUUUAUUUUAAUUUAUUAAUGUACACCCAUAGCCUACACACAGUGGAGACACUCAUUCUGUGGACUCAAAUACAGCUUCCAUUCACUAUGAACCAGCAACAUUACGUGACGUGAUAGGAAGCGUUCUCAUGAUUAUUGGUUAUAAGUGGCUGCCCGGUGACAGUAGCUACUACUGAUGGUGUUCUAUUUGCUCCCGAGGUCACUGACUCUUCUGAGUAAUUGCACGGAGUGACACUUGCUCAGUGAGGCCCACUUCCGGCUCUCAGCUGAGAGAAGAGCUCAGUAAAGCUGAGUAAGGGGCCUCAGGAGCAGCAGUAUGGCUCCUCCCUGCUGGGCUCCAUACAAACUGCAUAAACUGCCCUGACAGUAUUUCUGCCAUUGUAUGAAGCACAAUACUGCUAAGGAACUACACAAAAUCAGAUUUGGUGGGAAUGUGUGCCUGUACGUCCACUUCAUUUGUUUUUUGUAAGUUCAUUACUACUUUUUAUAUUUAUUUUAAACAUUUCUGACAAAGGGUCGCUGCUACUAAAUGGAGGAGCUGCACAGACACGGGAGGAAUCAGAAAAGAUCCUUCUCCCACGUGUAUCCUUCUAUAAAGUGUACCAAAGAGAAUAGCAAUCAAUCUCUGAGAGACAUUCCUUAUCAGAGCUGGAUAAAUUUGAAAGCAUUCCCAUUCCCAUCAGGUUCCCUGGCAAUGCCAGUGUUGUGCGUUGCUGUCUCAAUCGAUAGGUAACAUAUGAGAUAUUUGCGACAUCUCCAUCACUAACCCUUUCAUACAUUUGGCCGAUAUUAAAAUGACCUAAAAAAAAAAACCUCAGCUUGAUACAUCAGCUCCUUAGUCCCUGCCGGUUGCACUUUGGUGGAGUAGCUGAAUACUUUGUUCUGUAUUAAAAUAAAAAUAAAAAAUUAGAGGCAAAAAAAAAAGAAGCCAUAUGCAAUGAAGGCAGUGAUCCCUUCUCACCCUCCCUCUCAUGCACCAGGCUGACCGGAGCAGUAUAGGGAAGAAACUGUUUCAUUUGGUGCAUCUCAAGUGGUAGGACGUAAGAGUGAUGCUUACACAUUUGUACAGUGCACGCCCCACCGGAGAUUAAACUGUCUCACCAGUAACCUAAGAACAUUUCAAAUCCAAGGGUUAAUGUAUCAAACAUUGGGGCAGAUGUAUUAACAUGGAGAAGGCGUAAGG
Molecule: messenger RNA, 1941 nt
Organism: Pseudophryne corroboree (corroboree frog)
Lineage: Eukaryota; Metazoa; Chordata; Amphibia; Anura; Myobatrachidae
Product: tetraspanin-11-like
Exons: 7
Coding region: 1-744 (247 amino acids)
Cellular component (GO): plasma membrane
Source: RefSeq, a predicted model, not a curated record